GAUAAUGACAUUAGCGAUACAUGCGACUACGUCUCGCUCCAUCUCGCUCGCAGAGUGAUUGCCCAAGAUCUAUUCGUCCACGCUGAGAGCGAAUUCGAAAAGCGCAUUCCCAACCGAAUUCGUCCAUCCGAUUUUCUCGAUUCUAAAAAUUCUAGAGAAUCCUCUACUGUAAUGUCAACGUGAGGUGAACGAUUGUAUCUGUAAUAUCUCAAAGCCGUUAGCAAAAUCGGACAACAACAGGAUUAAGUUCAUACGCAGCCUUUUCACUGUCGAAAGCAGACGCAAUGAUGGAUACAGAUCCGCCGGAAUUUCUGUCGAAAGAUGAUGAGAUUCAAUAUUGGAUGGAUCUUGCGAACCAACUACUUCAAAGGAAAGAUGAUGUUGAGAGAGAAUUAGAAGAAUUCCAAGAGAAUUCGCAGAUGCUGGAGAAAGAGUUGGAGACUUCACUGGAACAAGCAGAAAAAACGAAUAGAGAAUUGAGGCAGAGAAACACGAGACUUGCCACAGAAGUUGAACAAUUGAGAACGCGACUAGAUCAACAGUCUGCGGAUUGCGCCAUGUUCCAGGGAAAGGCACAAGAUUUACAGCAACAACACGAGCAUUUACUCAAGUAUAUUAGAGAACUCGAACAAAAGAAUGACGAUUUGGAAAGAGCACACAGGAUAAAUAGGGUCACAGAAGAAGAAAUAGAAGCUAAGUUUAAUUUAGCUAUAGAAAAGAAUGCCUUGCUCGAAUCCGAACUCGAUGAAAAAGAAGGCCUAAAAGUCAUAGUGCAAAGAUUAAUGGACGAAGUUAGAGAUUUGAAACAGGAGAUACAAGUACAUGAAAGACAUCACGCCGACAAUAAUAAGUCUGUUGAAAGAGUUCGUAGCAUCGUUGAUAGUAAUAAGCUACAGGCUGAAUUGGAGUCGAAUUCACCCGCUAGCCAAAUAGUCUCACAAACCAUACCUCAGAAUAAUACGACGACUUCACCGAUAAAAAUUGGACACGGGAUGGUAGGAGGUGUUAUUGGGAAUAACAAUAACAAUAUGAGCCAACCAUUACCACCCUGCACUAGAAUACUAGCAAUGAAUAUGAUCGGUGACCUUAUGCGAAAAGUCGGGGCGUUGGAGAACAAGCUGAACACGUGCAGAAAUGCGUUCCGAGAAGAUCAAGUUCGCGAUCUCUACAGAGCUAGACGACAGGUCCGAAGCCCAGCCACAGGAAACAACAACCACAUUCGAUUAUAAGCGAAUUUAAUGGAAAGGACAUAAUGUCGCAGCGAUCAUAUGUUCGCACAUCCUGUUGCGAUCUCAAUGUUAAUAUUAGUUGGAAAUUUCUUUGAUUACGGACUUCUGUUCAAGUUUCAUUAAGUUAGCCGCUAAGAGAGUUUACGCAAGAUUGGAAGGCAUCGCCGUGCUUCAACGUAAAAAAAUCGUUUCUAAUUUACGGACACGAGGUGAUAGAGUUCUUACAUUAUUCCUCUCGACUGUGUAUGGAUUUUCCCAAUAGCGGUGUUCCAUAUUGCCUCGACAACAUUGUCGCGAUAUCUUGCUAGAAAACAUCGCGCAGAAUAAUUAUAGUGGCAAGUCGAUGAAUCAUCGCUGUAAAAAUUAUCCGUUUGCUCCAAGUAUGAGAUAGGUGUCGAAUGUUCGCUGUAAUUAUUGCGAGCGAUAUUUUUUUAACAAUAUCGACAAACGUCGUUAAUAGAAAAUACGACAUUGUCGUCCAGCCGUACUAUAAUAUAAUCUGUUUUUUUCCACACAAGUAAAAGAUAUAUUUUAUUAUUAAAA
Messenger RNA from Acromyrmex echinatior (Panamanian leafcutter ant), 1772 nucleotides. It is a transcript of the gene nudE, whose product is annotated as Nuclear distribution protein nudE. Gene Ontology annotation, molecular function: microtubule binding. Gene Ontology annotation, biological process: microtubule nucleation; centrosome localization; vesicle transport along microtubule. The record is from RefSeq and is a predicted model, not a curated record. Gene Ontology annotation, cellular component: kinesin complex; centrosome; kinetochore. NCBI's taxonomy places the organism in Eukaryota, Metazoa, Arthropoda, Insecta, Hymenoptera, Formicidae.